This is a messenger RNA of Acaulospora colombiana, 3326 nucleotides long. The record is from the annotation of a GenBank genome assembly. Lineage: Eukaryota; Fungi; Glomeromycota; Glomeromycetes; Diversisporales; Acaulosporaceae.
GAGAGAAAGCUACUGCCGACGAAGAAAAGAUUUGGGCGAAGAUCGAACGAGAACAGAAUGGAUGGACUAAGCAGGUUUUCAAGCUACCCCCGGAGGAUAGACCAGAGAGUAUUAUCAAGCCAUUUAAUCUCUCACCUUCUCUACUUUCUGGCUUCCGCUACCGUAUGCAGGAUGCUUACCGAAGUGUCACGGGUAAAGCGGUAAAAGAAGCGAGGAUCAAAGAGCUAAAGAACGAAGUUCUCAACAGCGGAAAGCUCAAGGCACAUUUCGAAGAUCACCCUAUGGAUUUAGAGUAUCUUCGACACGACAAACCUUUACAUCCUACAAGAGUUCAGACACAUAUGAAAUAUGUGCCAUCCUAUCUCCUACCUAAAAACAUGACAUCGGCCGUUAAAGUCGACUCGAGUACUGGGGAGCAAACUGGCCAGUUCGAUGGAGCAAUUGCAACUGGUGUCAUAGCGUGGCCAGCACAGAGGAAGAGGAAGAGGGCGAGGGAGAGCACCCACGAGUGCUCCGCCUGUAUCAAACAUAGCAUAUCUUCUGUAAACCCACCAGAUUCUAUUUUGACCUCUCCCACCGCCACCAUGUACGAAGACGACCUCUCUGACCUGUUACCACAACGCCGCACAGCGCUCCCAUCUUUCAAUGAUGAUGUGGAUGACCCGUUCAAAAACCCCUUUAACGAUGGUUCUGAUCCAUGGGCGGCCCAACCGACAGCUGGUGGAUUUGGAGAUUGGAACACGAAUGCUUUCGCAGACGAACCAUCGCACAACAUAUCUUCUCUGCCGCAAGACCCUGUUCCAAUAUCUCCGGACUCUCCAACAGCCUCUCGAAGAGAUGAUCCAAUAGCUCAAAAAGAGGAUGUUUCCUCACCUAGUCACCAUGACGAGCGGCCUCCAACAAUAUAUGCAGAAACACCGGUUGUAGAAAAUGUAGUAUCAGCUACACCAUCUACUGCAGUAGUGGAUCCUUUAGAUGCUGCCUUAUCCAAUGUAGAGGAACCUCCAGAGCAUAUACCAGUUUUCAAAAGAAAGCUACCAUUGGUCAUUAAUGACCAAACUACGACAACCCCGGAACCCUCGGCAGCAUCCGAUGCGAAGACAGAGAAGAAAGGACAGGACCCUGAAACAGAAGCACCAGAAGCGAACGAAGAUGCCAACAAAGUGGCUACUACGCCGUUGGCUACCCCUACUCAGGUCACUGAAGAACGCCCCAGUGAUUCUGCUGAACCGGAGGGAGUACCAGUCCUAUCUCAGCCUACUUUGGAAAUUCCAUCAUCCACUCCAGACACGUCGUUUUCAAACGAUAAUCAAGUAACUCCUCCGCAUUCGCUAACGCGAGUACAAUCCACUUCCGAUAUUGAGAGCAAAUCAUCUUUGGAUAAGGUCGCAAUCUCUCCUCUCGAGCGAACACCCGCCAUGCUCCCCAACCCUCUAGACAAGACAUAUACUGCACCACCGCCUUUAUCACUGGGAAGUGAGAUGGGUGCUGGUGGUUGGGGUGAUGGUUGGAAUCCUGCUCCAUCUAAUGGAAACUUUUAUGCGGUUUCCAAUACAAGUGCUCAACCAGCUUUGGAACAAUCGCCGACACACGGGGAGGAAGCCGCCAAAGAACGAGAAGAAGAAGAUCCUGAAGAUAAUAUUCCUCUCGCCCACUCACUCCCUAAAGCUCCGAUUCCAAUGUACACUAUUACCGUUGGGGAUCCACAGAAAGUGGGAGACCCAAUAUCUGCCCAUAUCAUUUAUACUGUUCACACCAAGACGACGAACUCAAACUACAAGAAAAGCCAGUUUUCAGUACUGAGGCGUUAUUCAGACUUUGUUUGGUUAUUUGAAACUCUUUGUAACAACAACCCAGGCGUCAUUGUUCCUCCUAUCCCUGAAAAAAACUCUUUCGGUCGAUUUCAGGAGGAAUUCGUUGCAGCUCGACGCUUGGCUCUCAAUAAAUGCAUCCAAAAAAUGGCCAAUCAUCCAGGACUAUGCAAUGACAAGGACUUGCAACUAUUCUUGGAAAGUGAUAACUUCUCACUAGAUGUGGGUAUCAGCGUUACAAUUUCAGUGUUUUGUCAUCUUAAUGGUUUGGUAUCUCAGAUCAAACACCGACGGGCUGAGGAGAAUACUGGUCUACUCUCGAUGUUUAGCAGUACGAUCACUGGAACAAAGUUUUACGAAACCGACGAAUGGUUCGAAACCAAAAAGGCCUAUCUCGAUGGCCUCGAGAACCAACUGAAAGGAUUGGUUCGGUCCAUGGAGGCAGUCGCGAAACAGAGAGCUGAAUCAUCACAAGCACUGUCGGAGUUGGCUGAAACCUUGGAGGCUGUAUCCACAGCAGAUAUUUCCAAACAACUAUCGAACGCAUUUUCUCACCUUGCAACCGUCCAACGCAAGGCUAAAGAAUUACAAGAUGAGCAAGCUCAACAAGAUGUAAUCACCUUUGCUGGGACAGUUGAGGAAUAUGGGCGAAUGAUUGGUUCUGUCCGAUUGGCCUUUGGUUCGCGCGUAAAAUGCUUUAAUCAGUGGCAGAAUGCUGAAAAUGAGCUUCGACGUGUCAAAACCAACUACGAUCGUGCCAAGAAGCAAUCUAAGACACCCGAGAGAUUGCAUUAUUUCAUGCAAGAAGUGGCAGAUGCGGAGCGCAAAGUCAUCCAUACCAAAUCUGAGUUUGAAAGGGUUACGAAACUUCUCAAGAUAGAGCUUCACCGAUUUGACAUGGAAAGGGUAGAAGAUUUCAAGCGUUCCCUUGAAGCAUUCUUGGAUGGGAUGAUCAGAAGGCAGAAAGAGUUAAUCAACUCUUGGGGAGAAUAUCAGAGCACACUCCUCCAGAAGAGUGAGACCAAUCCUGAAUCUAAUGGACCCGAAGGUGAUGAAGAGCCGACUGCCGUUGAAUUUUCAAGGAGCGACCAUAGCCACUUCAGCAGCUUGUACCAGUCGACCACCCAGCGCUCCCCGGUUUUCUUCAAUAUGUCUUGGGUUUCGAUUUUGGCAUCGGUGGGGAUGGCCGUAGGUCCACCACUGGUUUACGCAGACCAAAGUGAGUGGCAUUUGCCUCUUUACCAGACAACGCCUUAUGGCUUCUCGAGGCAGUCUACGCCAAAGUCGGAAAGGCUAACGAAUCCUGCUUUCAUAGGUUACUCCAUUAUAAAGAAGAAGGAUGCUACAGGCUUUUCACGGGACGUGACUGCGAUUCUUCUGAUUGCGAACAUCACAAGAUGCAUGUUUUGGAUUGGAAAGCGCUUUGAGUUUGGUCCGUACCCUCCGCUUUCAAAGCUGGUUGACAAUGUUCUCAAAUCGUGUCAUCAGCAUUGCUCGUUCAGAGUAUCCUCAUGA